This is a messenger RNA of Pedinophyceae sp. YPF-701, 1719 nucleotides long. NCBI's taxonomy places the organism in Eukaryota, Viridiplantae, Chlorophyta, Pedinophyceae. The record is from the annotation of a GenBank genome assembly.
AUGGGCUUGCGGAAAGGCGGCGUCCCGGAGCGGGCGGUGAUGGGCCUGAAACUGCGCUUUCAAGCGACCGCGCGCGACCUGGCCAACGGCGAGUACCGGAAACAGAGGCCGGCGAUCAUCUGCUGCUUGAUUCUAGUGAUUUUGGCGAUAUAUGGAUUCGCGGAGCUGGUCUUCCCCAGCGUCGGCGCGCUCGAGGACGAGUAUGCUGAGAUGAUCAUUCGCUCCAGGGUCCAGCUCGCCGCCGCGCGAUCGCAAGUGCAGUCCCUGACCAAGCAGGUCAUCCAGCUCGAGCCCAAGUACACCCUCGCGCUCGAGGAGCUCACGUCGGCGCGGGAGCAGCUCUCCCAGAAGGACUCGAGGGUCCAGGAGGUGGAGGCGAGCGCAGUAACGAAGCUGCAGGAGGCGGAGGAGGCACUUCGGGCGUGCGACGAGCUGAGCGAGGCCAAGGACAAGGAGCUCGCGGAGCGCGUGGCGGACGUCAAGGAGCGCGACCGCAUGCUCGGGGAGGAGCGGAAGAAGAAUUCGGCGCUGCAGGAGCAGGUGGGGGAUCUGACGGAGCGCCUGGGGAAGGCGGAGGCGUCGCUGGCGGCGGUGAAGGAGGAGCUGACGGAGGAGGAGCAGGCGGAGGCGGACCUGAAGCGGUUCAUGGAGGCGGGGCUGCACGGCGUCGUGCGGCGCGCGCAGCCCCCGGAGGGGCCCGAGGGCGACCUGGCGCGCGCGCUGGAGUCGGUCGAGCGCGGCGGGACGGUCCUGACGACGUUCGUGACCAAGGCGGUCGUCGGCCCGGGCGCCGCGCUCGAGCGGUGGCACCUCGCACUCGAGCACCUGGCCAUCGACAACGUCAUCGUGGUCGCGAUGGACACGGAGAGCUUCCAGUUCGCGUCCGACACGCUCCGGCUGCCGGCGAUCAUGAUGAAGGUCGUCGAGGACGGCGAGGACGGCGUGUCGCUCAUCCGGCGCAGCAACGCCGAGAAAGCUAUGAAGUACGGCGCGCUGGAGACGAUGCUGUCGCUGGGGUACAACGUGCUCGUGCUGGACCCGUCGGUGCUGGCGCUGUCGGACCCGCUGCUCGAGCUGGCGCGCGACGUGGACGUGGAGGUCUCGGCGAUGUACCCGGGGCAGCCGCACGUGGCGCAGAAGGGCCAGGACGGCGCGGAGGGGCUGGAGGUGCACGUGCCGGCGGUGGACCCGGCGGUGCUGUUCCUGCGCGCGACGCCCGCGUCCGUGCGGCUCGCGCACCACAUGCGGUCGCGGCUGGUCGAGCUGGACUCCUCGGAGGUGCUGCUGUUGCAGGAGGCGGCGGUGAUGCCGUCGAUGGACGCGCGGCUGUCGCCCGGGGUGCACGUGCGCGUGCUGAACCCGGAGAAGUUCACGACGGGCGCGGCGUACUUCGCGGCGGCGGCCAAGGUCGCGCAGGGCCGCCAGUUGCCGCACCCCACCGUCAUUCAUUUGGAGAGCGACGACGCGGACCUGACGGGCAAGAUGAUGGGGCUGUACCUGUACUACCACAUGGGGCAGAAGGACGCGCUGGAGGAGUGGCUGCCGAACACCAGCGGGGGCGCGGGGCGGAAGGCCGGCGGGCGGGCGCGGCCUUCUCGCGGCGAGGGGCGCGGCGGCGGGGUGCGCGGAGGGCGCGCCGGGGGGCGGGCGGGCAGCAAGGGGCGGGCCAAGGCGCGCGAGGAGUGGGACGAGCCAGACCUGGAGGACGACUGGAUGUGA